Molecule: messenger RNA, 1601 nt
Organism: Ziziphus jujuba (common jujube)
Lineage: Eukaryota; Viridiplantae; Streptophyta; Magnoliopsida; Rosales; Rhamnaceae
Product: formin-like protein 3
Exons: 1
Coding region: 309-1166 (285 amino acids)
Source: RefSeq, a predicted model, not a curated record
CACAAAGCUUCUUGGAUAAUAAUACGUAAUACAUAUAACCAGUAAAAUGAAUAAAUACCCACCAUUUGAUUAACGGUCUGAGAAAAAGUUUAUAUAUAUCAGCAAAGGUAAUAAAGCUAAAUACUAUUAAACAUGCAGAAGGUAUGAAACUAAGUUGUUAAGCCCGCAAAAGUUGCAUGUCCUAUCUAAAAUAGUCUAAUUUGGUAAAUCCACAACCAGUUGCAUAUAUUCUUGUUACUAAGGCCUCCAAGUAAAAAUGUAGGUGAUAAGUCAUAAAGACUAAUACCAAUCCAUCAAAGUCCAAACUCAUGGCCAGUUACUACCUAAGUUUUCCAGUUGUCAUGGCACUUUUCUUGUUAGUUUCCAGUGCAAACGUUCCUCCAACUCCAAGGAACCAAACCGAAGACCUUCUUGUUGCCACAGAAGAGAUGCAAAGAGCCAAUUACUUCAGCUUUGUAAUGCUCAUCAAAAUGGCACAAUUGGAUGGAAGGUUUCAAAAGAAUGUAACUUUCUUGAUGCCCAACGACCGGAUGCUGUCAAAGAUCACAAUGACACAAGAUUCUGUCACCGACUUCUUGCUCCACCAUUCAAUACCAUCGCCUCUGCUUUUCGACCAUCUCGAGUAUAUCCCCACAGGUUCCAUGAUUCCUAGUUCAGCUGCGGAGUACAUGCUUAGAAUUUCCAACCAUGGCAGGAGGAGUUUUCUUCUCAACAGUGUGAAAUUAAUCAGCCCAAACAUUUGCACUGCAGGGUCUUCCAUUCGAUGCCAUGGUGUUGAUGGUGUACUUUCAGCACCAAAUACACCUUCUCCUUCUCCUCCUCCUCCUUGUCCUAGAAGCUCAAAUCCUGCCAUGGCAGCUAUACCUCCAACCCCAUCUUCUGACCCUCCAACCCCACCACCCUCACCGUCCUCUGACCCUCCUACUCCACCACCCUCACCUUCCUCUGACCCUCCAACCCCACCACCCUCUCCGUCCUCUGACCCUCCAACCCCACCACCAUCACCUUCUAGAUCAUUUGGUAUCCUUGAUUCGCCUCCAGUACCGCUAGUCCAGCCCCCGAGUCCACAAAUAUCAGGGUCUUCUUCUCUAUCAUUGCCUUUUGUUGGAUUUCUGAUAACCUGUAUUUUGUUGUCGAUGUGGAGUGCCCUGUUACUUGGACCGUAAUAAAGCUUAUAUAAUAUUCCCUUACCGGUUGAUCAAAAAAUAAUAAUAAUAAUAAUAAUCCUUCCAAAACUCGGGCGACCUAGAAAGUUGUUCCUGCCGGGGGCCAACUACCAAUACAUACACAUUAGCUUAAAGACAUAUAUAUAUAUAUAUAUAUAUAUAUAUUAUAAUAUACACAUACGUAUUUUUCAUAUACAUGCUUUUCCAUUUCACGUGCAUGGGCAGUAGAGUACUUUCUGAUUUUAUUUUUAUUUUAUUUUAUUUUGUAACGGAUUGGCAGAAUCCUUAGUUCACAGUUCAUUGGGAGGUUGAAUAGAAAAACUAGAAGUAUGGCGUUCAAUGAAUAAAAUGAAAAGAAACAACAGCCAAAAAAGAAAUAAAAGUUAAAUGAUGUGAUGGCAUACUAAUGUUAUCGCUUACACCUCGGCUUUGUCC